Messenger RNA from Scylla paramamosain (green mud crab), 1643 nucleotides. RefSeq lists its product as uncharacterized. NCBI's taxonomy places the organism in Eukaryota, Metazoa, Arthropoda, Malacostraca, Decapoda, Portunidae. The transcript has 2 exons. The record is from RefSeq and is a predicted model, not a curated record. Bases 193 to 1494 code for a protein of 433 amino acids.
AACUUUUUCUAAAGGUGCGUCCACACGAUCGAACAAUGCUCGACGGACAAAAUCGUUACCAUAUCAGAGGAGAAGCAGGAUGACGUCAUAAGCGGUGAAACGAUGGAAGUGGAUCUGGCAACAAUCAGUGGUACCAGAUGAGGCUGUUUACCACUGUUUCAACUCUGCUCACAGGGCAAAGACCGGUGGACAAUGUUCGAAGGUGAUGUCCGUUGGCAACUCAGGCAUUUAAGUCAGUGUGUGGCCUUGGACGAGUGGUGCAGUACAUCACUACCAUGGUCCACAAGAAAAAAAAGAAGGCUAAAAAAAAUUGCACUAUGCAGCAUGAUCAUUGCUGUACUCUGUGAGGAGGAGGAGGAGAUGACAAGAAGGGAAUGGUGCAAGGACUGGUUGCACAAACGAAAUGAAAGGGGAAGCCAUGCAACCAUUUUGCAAGAAUUGAGAACUGGCUAUGAAUCGGACUUUACGAACUAUAUGCGGAUGGACCCAAAUACCUUCUACGAUUUAUUGGAAAAGUUAAAACCUUUUAUAACAAAGCAGGACACCUGUAUGAGGGAGAGCAUUUCACCUGCAGCACGUCUGGAAGCAACGUUGAGGUACCUUUCCACCGGGUGCUCCUACAGUUCACUUCAAUACAGCACAAGGAUUUCAAAACAGAGUCUGUCUGCAAUCAUUCCUGAUAUGUGCCAAACCAUCUAUGAUGUGCUUAAGGAUCCAUACUUAAAGACACCCCAAACAGCGGAGGAGUGGAAGCGUGUAGCACAGGGAUUUUCCAAGAAAUGGAACUUUCCUAAUUGCAUCGGAGCAGUUGACGGGAAGCACAUCCUGAUAAGGCCACCACCUGAUAGCGGCUCCUUCUACUACAACUACAAAGGAAGCCACAGCAUAGUGUUAAUGGCUGUCUCCAAUGCAGACUCAAACUUCAUAUAUGUUGACGUGGGCACUAAUGGAAGAGUGUCGGAUGGUGGAGUGUGGGGUAACUGUUCUCUCAACCAGCGUAUUGAAGCAGGAUCUGCCGGUAUGCCAGAUGAUGAGGUACUCCCAAACAGCUCAAAAAUAUUACCAUAUGUGAUCGUUGCUGAUGAUGCAUUUCCUCUGAAGCGUCAUAUCAUGAAGCCUUUCUCUCAUCAAAAUCAAAACCUUGAGCAACGUGUGUUUUCCUACCGACUGUCAAGAGCUCGACGCACCGUAGAAAACGCAUUCGGAAUACUUGCUAAAAGAUUUGAAGUGUUUCAUAAAGCCAUUAACCUUGAACCAAAAAAAGUAGAGAAAAUAGUUCUUGCUUGCACUGCACUACAUAAUUACCUUCGCAAAGCACCUAUCACCCCAACUUUGUGUUCUGAUGCAAAUAUAGAAAACGCUGAUGAAAUCCUUGGCAUGCUACCGCUCGAGUAUGAAGAACACACCACCAUCAACGGCACAAUUGUACGCAAUCUGUAUAUGAAAUAUUUCAAUGAGGAAGGUACUGUGAUCUGGCAAAACAGACAUACAUGAGGCUAAGUUACAAUAACUCGGGAGUAAAAUUAUAAUAGUAAUGUAUCAUAAAAAUCACCAAUGUUGCAUAUUGAACAUAUUUUACAUUGCUUUGUUGACAAAAUGUAUUAUAAAGGUAGAUUGUGGCAAUAAAGAAUGUAUGGCCAUUG